This is a messenger RNA of Plodia interpunctella (Indianmeal moth), 866 nucleotides long. RefSeq lists its product as uncharacterized. Bases 288 to 779 code for a protein of 163 amino acids. The record is from RefSeq and is a predicted model, not a curated record. Lineage: Eukaryota; Metazoa; Arthropoda; Insecta; Lepidoptera; Pyralidae. The transcript has 2 exons.
AAAUACAUAUUCAAAUGUGGAAUAUUAUUCUCAUUCUGUUAACUAAUUGGUAAUCUGUGUCUGUUAUAAUCAGUGCCAAAUUAGAAAUCUCCCCAUAAUCUAAAGAAAUGUAAAAAUAUAGAUCAAUAAAUGUGAAAUUUCGACGAAAAUUACGGACUUGAUCUCAGAUCUAUUCUGAGAUCCAUAUUAGUCCAAUUCUUUUACUUUAAAGCUGAUGAUAGCUCCGUAAAAACUAUUGAGACUUUCGUGGGGAUUCUUUCAAAAAGACCAAGGACGCAACUAAAUGCAUGAUGCUGUCGAAGUUUCUGCGAGAAGCGGGUCGAUGUACGUCUGCGUUGAGGAUUAAUUUCCUACAGGUGUCAUUCAAGGGGCAAAAGAUAGCAGUCCCUAUGAAACCCCUAGUGGUCCCUGCCCGGGUCAUGUCCCAAUUGAUCCCCCCCAGCCAAUACGACAUGCCGUGGUCCAAGAAGUUGCAAAUCUUGUAUGUGAUGCGGACGUACUGGGAGACUAUACCGCUGUUCUUAACUACUUUCUUCGCCCUUUUUGUUCUGUUCUGUGCUAUCAGUUGGGCUUGCAACAAUAAGGUGGACAUAGUUUUUUCGGCCAACAGCCGUGCCAACAUCUCCCGCACCAUGGACCUGCGGAACCCCAGCAUCCACAAGAUGCGUAUCAUCAACCAGCGAUACCCGCCCUGGCCGGAACUGCAAGAUACCCUGGACAAGAUGAAGGAAGCUGAGAAGAGGGCGUUGACCCGCGCGCAGACCUGUGCUACGCCUUGAAGAUUUUUCAGUGUCGUCUGUUUUGUGUGAGUAAAUUUGUUCAUGUACCUAAUUAAACGUUUUGUAUUCGCUUACGCAUUUCGUGAA